Molecule: messenger RNA, 1981 nt
Organism: Peromyscus californicus insignis
Lineage: Eukaryota; Metazoa; Chordata; Mammalia; Rodentia; Cricetidae
Gene: Tslig1
Product: zinc finger and BTB domain containing 8 opposite strand
Exons: 7
Coding region: 337-840 (167 amino acids)
Biological process (GO): tRNA splicing, via endonucleolytic cleavage and ligation
Cellular component (GO): tRNA-splicing ligase complex
Source: RefSeq, a predicted model, not a curated record
GUUCGUAACUCGGCGGAGAAAAUGCAUCACCGUUUAGACUUACAGGUCCCUAACUCAAGGUGUCAUUUAACUUACUCCCUCAGUUUUUAGAAAGAAAGAACUAGUGGUAAUAAGUGCAGAAUAUAGAGCACUUUUUACUACUGAUAUUUAAGACAUGCUAUGUAAGUGGCAGAACCUAGGAUGGAGGACGCAAGCGGUAAUAUCCUUCCGCGAGCUCCGAGAAUAGAGUCCUGGUCCUUUUAGACUGCCAAGGGGUGGGGUGUAGGGCGGAAGUUAUGGCGCAGGGCCGAAGUCUAGCUGCUGAAGGGCGGAAGUAGAAUCCCGAAGUCUGCAAUCAUGGCUCAAGAAAAGGAAGAUGUUAGAGAUUACAAUUUGACGGAGGAACAGAAGGCGAUCAAGGACAAGUAUCCUCCAGUCAAUCGAAAGUAUGAAUAUUUGGAUCAUACAGCUGAUGUCCAGUUACAUGCAUGGGGAGAUACUCUGGAGGAAGCAUUUGAACAGUGUGCCAUGGCCAUGUUUGGUUACAUGACAGAUACUGGGACUGUGGAACCCCUCCAAACAGUGGAAGUAGAAACCCAAGGAGAUGACUUGCAGUCUCUGCUCUUUCACUUUUUGGAUGAGUGGCUUUACAAGUUCAGUGCUGAUGAAUACUUCAUACCCCGGGAAGUGAAAGUGCUCAAUAUUGAUCAAAAAAAUUUCAAGUUACGGUCAAUUGGGUGGGGAGAAGAAUUUUCAUUGUCCAAGCACCCUCAGGGAACAGAAGUCAAAGCAAUAACGUACUCGGCAAUGCAAGUCUACAGUGAGGAGAAGCCAGAGGUGUUUGUGAUCAUCGACAUUUAAGAUGCCAAGAAAAAAAGAGACUCCUACGGAGAACUGAUUUGUUUUCUUCCUUUUGAGAAGAUGCAAUGAUUUGUUUUCUAUAGUGUCUUUGCUAAAUAGAAAUACAGAACUGGGAAUCAAAGUGUGACUUCAGAAGUGGAAAACCAGUGUGGAGUCUUGGUCUGUGAGUCUAGAUAAUGAGGAACGACUAGUCUUGUACUGGAUCAUUGCAGCAGGUGCCUUACACCUUCCAGUGGAAUGCAAGCGCUCCAGCAUGGUCUCAGGGGAAUGCCCACUGGUGUAGGAGCCGCUGGGACCGACUCCAACUUCAAACAAAGUAAUUUGAACCGGGUAUGAUAGACAUAUGCCUGUGAUCACCACACUCAGGAGCCUGAGUUUGAGACCAGCUUUGGCUAUAGAAUGAGUUUGAAGCUACCCUGGGUGACAUAACAUGUCCCUGUCUCAAAAAAAGAAAAGUGUAGGGCAAGGAGAACAUGUACAUUGAGGUUAUGUUUUUAGGUUGCUAAGGGACAGGGCCAUCCUCUGUUCCAGUUGGUUCUUUGAGUAGAACCCUCAAGAAGACUUCUUACCUCAGCUGGGAGAGAGGAGGGGAGACUUCUUAGAAGCAUCCUGAUUUCCUUUUUUUUUUUUUUUUUUUCCCUGAGACAGGGUUUUUCUGUGUAUCUCUGGCUGUCCUGGAACUCACUCUAUAGACCAGGCUGGCCUCAAUCUCAGAGAUCUGCCUGCCUCUGCCUCCUGAGUGCUGGGAUUAAAGGAGUGUGCCACCACCACCUGGCUCUCUCUUCUUUUUAAACAGCGAUGAUACUUCAUAUUUUGUUAGAAGAAAUAUCUGAUAUGUAAGAAAUAUCUGAAGGGUCCUACAUAGAGACACUUCAGACAAUUUUAUUUUAUUAUUUAUUUUUCACAGUAUUGAGGAUUAAGCCCCAUCAUAGUAGCUACGUGCCCUACCACUGAGUUUAUACUUAAAUCCUAAAGUGAAAUUUUAUUUAUGUUUAUUAUUUAUUGGUUUUCCCAGACAGGGUUUCUUUAUGUAGCCCUAGCUAUCCUGGAACUCACUCUGUAGACCAGACUGAUCAAGAACUAAGAGAUCCACCUGCUUCUGCCUCCUAAUUGCUGGGAUUAAAGGCAUGCACUACCACUA